Molecule: messenger RNA, 3699 nt
Organism: Aspergillus steynii IBT 23096
Lineage: Eukaryota; Fungi; Ascomycota; Eurotiomycetes; Eurotiales; Aspergillaceae
Exons: 2
Coding region: 1-3699 (1232 amino acids)
Source: RefSeq, a predicted model, not a curated record
AUGCGUACUCGUUCUCAGCAGCAGUCGCCUGGCAACUUCGUUUCCCUCGAGAGUACGUCUCGUCGGACUCGAUCGACCAGAAGCGCCUCGCAGACCAAGACUGCCAAUACCACCGAUCGCACCGAUCCCCAUCCCACCGAAGAAGAACCCUCCGGACCCUCUACACAGCCUGCGACUCGCGCAAAGGGCCAGCGUGUGACCAAGAAGAAAGCUGCUCCAGCCACAAAAAAGACAGUGACCAAGGCUGCUUCGAAAAAGGCCCCCGCAAAAGGAACCCGUAAAUCCACGCGAAAGACCGCGAAGGCGACCUCUGAGGAGCCCGAGUCUCACGAGGACGAAACCCCGGAGACAACUCCCGAAAACGACGAGAACAAAGAAAACAACGCAACCCGAAACACAGAGUCCGAGAACACUACUGCCGAACAGGCUUUAGCUGAGAAGGACGAUGCCCAAAGUGAGUCGACCCACCCCCAGGACCCCGAACUUCCUAUCCCCAGGGCCCAAGAUGUUUUGAAUUCCCCCUACCCCCCUACCCCCCUUUCUCCCGUUGGAACCACCGGUGCCUCGUGGGCCGAAUAUAUAUUCGGGGACAUAAGCGACAUUGGCUCGCCCCUCUCCGAACGAUCAAGGACCCCUUCGCUCGAUGAGCCGUUGUUCGCCGAUGGCGAAAUCGACGAGACUCUUCUUGAGCAGAUAAGGGGGGCGGGCCAGCGUGUCCGGCCCACUGAGGAUUCUGCUUGGGAGCAGCCCGAAGCACCAAGCACCUUUGAAUCACUAGCUGUGACGAAGCCAACCGCAGCGGAGUCGACGGAGUCGGUCGCAGUCAAGGAACGCGACGAAGAGAUCAGCCAGCAGCCCGAAGCUGACUCCCUCUCGACUUCCGCUGUGGGCUCCGGGGGCGAGACAGUUGCAGUGUUUGAUCAGGUGGAUGACCUGGCUCAACAUUUUGCAAAGUGGAGUUUUGCGGACGUCGUUCCGCGACCUGCAGCUGUCUGCUCCCCGGGGUUGCCCAACGGCCCAACGCGGCAACCGGAGACAGUGCGGCCUACGAGAGCCCCUACCGGCGUGCCUGUGAGUGUCGCUGGUGAUUCUUCUCACCACGCUUCGCAGGUGGCUGUCUCCGUUGCCCCUGUUGACUCGCGGGGGCCAUCGAUUUUCGAUGAGCCCCCACCGCCCUUCGAGCUUCCCUACAUUGGGGAAUCGGCGCGGCGGCAGAGUCAGCAGACCCCGAACCCAUUCUCCCUGGCCCAUGAGAGUCCGAGAUCGUUGCUUGACGAGGCCUUGCUCAAUUGGCGUCGUCGGGCCAGGGAUCGGCAAGGGGUGUUGGCGCCGGAGGCUUUGGCAGAGGUCCGACGCCCUCAAUUCAGUCCAGCUGCGGUUCGAGAACCCGCAGAACGAUCGCAAAUUCUGUCGGUGCCAGUCAGGUUAUCAACUCCUGCCCUGGGUUCUCGGCCGCGGGUGCCGGUUCUACUCUCUCCAAUCCCAGAGCGAUCGGAAUCGGAGAUGAGUUCCGGCCCCAGUGGCUCAAAGGUCGGUGCGGGAAAAGAGGUUGCCGCUGGAGCGUCGGUCUCCUCGGCUGCCUCUCAAGUCCCGAUGGUUCCCCGGGAGGCGUUCCGCUGCCUGGAUGCUCUCGAUCGGCCUGCGAACGAAAAGCUAACGCACAAGAUAGUCAACAAGAAGCGAGCCCGUUCUGAACUUAGUGACGAGGAAACACCGGCUGGCGGGCCAGAGACCCCGAUUGCCAACAAGCGUCGGAAUCUGGGCGCCCCAGGGAGUACGCCGUUCGCCCGGAGACUCCCCCCUCUCUCCCGACGCCUAUCAUCUACUUCUGUGCCUUACUCGGAGAGGUUGCGGCGACGGCGAGUAGAGAACCAGGGGAGGAUUCACCGAACGGUCUUUCGGCUGCCGGAGUACGUCGAACAGGAGAGAGCCGAUCGCCAGGCAGCGGAGACCGCAAGUCAGAGCCCAUGCCCGGAGCCCCCCCUGUCGAAUGUCGAAACCCCAGCAGAGCCCGACCAAGACCAGACUGUUGAGGACGCACCUACUGAACCCACUCAAGAAACAGCUCUUCCAUCGACCUUGCCUGAAACGCCUCGCAGAGGCUGGAAUAUUCGCGGUCUGCUCAAUUCCGUGCCUCGCUCGUUCUCUCGACUUAUCCCGGGCCUUGGUCGUUCUCCAGCGCAGACUGCGCAGACUGCGCAGUCCGAGCAGUCAUCGCCUUCUUCGAACUCUCAGCCGAUUACGCAGCCAGCUUCUGAACGUAUCAACCGGACCGUGGAUUCUGAACCCGAAUUCGUCGCUGCUCAAGCCAAGUUCCGUCCAUGGAAGCCUCGACGUCGCCUGACCACGGAGCCGCCUGCGAAGCGUCAUCGUGACUGGUCUCUUUUUCCACCUCCGAUGGACAAGUCUCUCUAUCUUGGUGAUAUCUCUACGCCUCUCAAGGAUCUUCCUGAGCCAUCCUCUCUGCAGUCCUCUUAUUUGCAGUCUGCUUCGCAGCCAUCUGUUGCUGAUACACGCCCUGAUGAGCAAACUACUACUGUUGGUACUACCACUACUGCCACUUCGGAGUCUACUGCUCAGAUCGAAGGCGCGUCAUCGGCCUCUCAUGCUCAGGACACCAGAGGACGCGAGACUCCACAGGAGGCUAGCUCCAAGAAGCAGACGAAGCGCAAGCGUGAGCCGUCGCCCGACGUUAUUCCCAACCCCCCUGGCUGCAGCUAUGGAAUGGACUUGGAUUACUUCUAUUACAGCUCUGAAAGCGAAGAGGAGAGCGACCCUGAGGUGCCCGGGCCGUCUACUGCUCCUCAGCAAGCUGAAGGCCUGGCUAAAACUGCUGUGCGCAGUGCUCUCCGCUCAGAUCGCCCAGCGUCUAAAAAGGUUCGAUUUGACGCUAGCCCCGAGGAUACUCCAUCGAAGCUUCGCACCCGUGCCCGCGCUACCGACCCUUACACCGGAUCCCAUUUCAUUGGGAUGGGCAAUGGAUCCCCUUCGUCCAGCCUUGAUGCCUCGUCGCCUACCCCCACCGCAUCUACCCACGCGCCGACUGUCCAAGAUGAAGAGGAAGACCUGUAUGCGCCGUCUCCGAUUAUCGACCCUCGCACUCGUCCAGGAUUCAUCCCCAACACGCAGGGAACCUUCCAGCUUGACUACGACGCCUUCUCAGAUGACUCUUCCGAAUCCAGUGGACCUUCUUCUCCCCCAAGCGUUUCCGCUCCUAGCCCUGCUCCUGCCGCGGAGACUCGGGCUGAUGAAAGUAUCCAAUCUCCUGCACCAUCUCCUGCACCUCGUCCUACUCCAGUCGUCCCUCCGUCGACCCCCGCCGCCGCGGUUGAUGAGGAAGCUCUCGCCAAGGCUCGCUCCCGUGCAGAGAAAUACAAGCCCAAAACCCCAAGCGGCCUUCGCACCGCGAGUCGUUAUUCUAGUCCUAUGACCAUCACUCCGGACGCUCGCAUCGAAAGCAGGUCUCUUGAGGAUCUCGGUGAUGAUGAAAUCGCCGAAGAUACCAAGUGGCUUUUUGAAAACUGUCCUUCCGGAGACAUUACUCAGCUCCAGUGGCCCGCUAGACAGAGUUACCAGGAAAGCCUGGGUAUCAGUCAAACCGUUAUUGACGUCGUUGCUCAAGUGUGGAAAGAGUCCGAGGUCGACAAGGCCUACGAUAUCUUCUGCCAAGGCUUCGAAGAAUUCAAGCAGCAGGCAUAG